This is a messenger RNA of Hyaena hyaena (striped hyena), 3184 nucleotides long. RefSeq names its product coiled-coil domain containing 142 (gene CCDC142). Lineage: Eukaryota; Metazoa; Chordata; Mammalia; Carnivora; Hyaenidae. The transcript has 8 exons. The coding region runs from base 10 to 2427 and encodes 805 amino acids. The record is from RefSeq and is a predicted model, not a curated record.
CGGCGUCCCAUGGCCCAGGCGUCUCGCUCUGCUGGCCUUCUGCCUCCGCUCGCUACCGUGCCGCCGUUUGGGGCACAACCCGAAGGCGCUGUGGAGGAGCAGUGGGAGAGAAGGCAGGCGCGCGCUCUCCGCGGGGACUUUCGUGGCUGGCUGCGGCUGCCGGUUGCCGGGAGCGUUCCCUGCCUGGACCCACCGCCCGGCGGAGCUCGGGGAGCGCAGCCGUGGUGGGCUGCGCCGGCGCCUGCAGACGCUGGAGAGCACCAGGAGGCCGGGGCCGCUUACUGGUGGGGGGAGUCGGCAGCCGGCCGCCCCAUCCCUCCCGCCCUGCAGCGUCUCCGGGCCGUGUUGCUGCGACUGCAUCGCGAGCGGGAGCAGCUCCUUCAAGCCCGGGACUGCGCCUGCAACCUACAGACGGCCGUGCGCCUCCUGAGGACCCUGAGUCCCGGCGCGCCGGCCCCUAGCUCCAGCACCUUGCCUCAGCUGUGCCGCGACCUGCUGCUGCACCCUUCCCGUGGGGCUGUCCUGCGAAUCGGCCUACGCGAGACUCCCGAGCCGCUACUCCUGGCGCGCCCGGUUGGGCUGGCCGCUCAGCGCCUGGAUGCUGCCAUCGAGAUGCAGCUUCGGGCUCUGGGUCGGGAGCCUGCCAGCCCGGGCCUGUCGUCCCAACUUGCUGACGUGCUCUUGGCACUCCCCGCCUACCACCAGCUGCUGGGAAAAGCCUUGAGCCAAAUCCCGGGGGCAGCGCGCCCUUUCCCACCCCUCCGUGUCCUCCACCUCCUAACGGGGGAGCGGGGUUGCCUGGUGGCUGGUCAGCUAGAUGAGGCCCUCAGGGGGUCGGGCUUGCUGGACCACCUCCGAAGUCGGUGCCAGGAGGAGCGGGAGCUGCUGCCCAGGCUGCUGGGGCUGCUGGGAGGCGCGACUGAUUCAGCCGGCAGUGGACCGGGGCUUGGAGGGGCUGGAGCCCUGUGGAGCCAGUACUGGACCCUGCUGUGGGCAGCUUGUGCUCAGAGUCUGAACCUAAGUCUAGGACCCUGGAGGGACCGCAGGGCAGCUGCACAACAGCUGAGUCAGGCACUAGGUCAGGCAUCCCUGCCUCAGGAGUGUGAGAAGGAGCUGGCUUCUUUGUGUCGCAACCUAUUUCAUCAGUCUCUUAUCUGGAACUGGGACCAAGGCUUCUGUCAGGCCUUGGGAUCUGCUGGCCAAGAUCAGAGCAGCCGUGCCUCAUCCUCUCAUACCUCUGAACUUUUGCAACAGCUCUUCCCUCCUCUCUUGGAUGCCCUUGGGCAACCCAGGUCAGGUCUGCUCCUCUGUAAGCCUCCAGGUGAGACAAGGUGCUGGGGAUGGAGGAGCAGAAUGGUUGAAGAUACCCCCUUUAUUCCUUCACUCGGUUCUGAAGCCCGCCUCCUCAGAUGCUCCAUCCUCCUCUCCCCAGAUCCUGCACCCCUUGCUCUAGGGCUCUGUACCCUGCAGACCACCUUGCUCUGGUUUUUGGGUAGAACUCAGCAGCAUCUGGCAGCGUGGGCCCCAGAUUCUUUCCUGCUCCUGAUCCAGAAGGACUUACCUCCUCUACUGCACGAGGCAGCAGCUCUGUCUAGACUGGCCUCAGAAGAAAGCUUGUCCCUGGAGGUGGAGCAGCAGCUGGGCCUGGAGAUCCAGAAGCUAGCCACACAGAUCCAGCUCCUGCCUGAGGAGUCACUAAGGCUCUUUUUUCAAGAAUGUCAUAAACAAGCCACACAGGGCUUUGAACUCUACAUGCCACGGGGCCGGUACUGGAGGCAUCGUCUCUCUCCUGAACUGCCCAGCAUUCCCAGUGAGUAUGCUAAGUUGGUGGUUCGCACUGUACUGGAGCCUGUGCUGCAAGGAUUGCAGGGAUUGCCGCCCCAAGCCCAGGACCCUGUCCUUGGUCAGGCACUGACAGCCAUCCUGGGUGCCUGGCUUGACUACAUCCUCAUGCACAAGAUCCGGUUCAGCCUGCAGGGGGCGCUGCAGCUCAGACAAGACUUUGGAGUGGUUCGGGAGUUGCUGGAGGAGGAGCAGUGGGGCUUGUCCCCGGAACUUCGUCAGACUCUGCUCACACUCAACAUCUUCCAGAAACUGGAUGGGGCCCUGCUGUGUCUAUUCCAGCAGCCUCUGCCCAAGCCUGAAGUCCACAGGAGGCCUCCCUGUUGCUGUACAUGCAGUGAGGUCCAGACCAUGGAAUUGCCCAGCAGCAGCCUCAACAGCCUGGAGAGCUUGGAGCCCCCUAUUCGGCCUGGAGCACCCCCAGCCCAGACAGCUCAGCUGCUAAGCACACUAUGGGGAGGGGGACCUAGCCCGGAGGCUUACCUGGUGGGAAAUCAGCAGGCCUGGCUUGCCCUGAGGCAGCACCAGCGUCCCCGUUGGCACUUGCCUUUUCUUUCCUGCCUGGGGACCAGUCCUGAAUCCUGAGAAGCCUGGGACCAGGAGCCACAAAGUCAGAGCUCCCCAUCUCUGGCUGGGAAAGCCCAGGUAUUUCUGUGUAUAUUAAAGAAGCCUACAAUUGGGAGCUUGGAAGAAAGGAUACCUGAGAAACACAAGCUCCAGAGAGCCUGGACUUAAAAGCUAAGAAUCCAAGACACUCCAAUGCCUGGAAUCCAGAGUAAAGGGCCAAACACCACAGCCUGGAACCUGGAGGUUAGCAUCCUUGGGAGGCUUGGGCCUAGUUCCCCAACAGUGAAGACAUCUCAGGGCUAGGCCCUAGAAAAAGGGCUAUGGAGCUGGAUCCCUGGGGAAAGGGAAAGGGAAAAAAUGAUAGAAAGCAGAGAGCCUAGAUGCUACUUCCUCUUAAGUCCUAGGAGCCACGCUAAACACACAGUUCAUCAGGAACCACAGAGGUGGAAUAGGCAUUUCUACAUUUGGAUCAGUCCCAAGAGGUGUAUUACCCUAUGCUCCCUGUCUUGUUACUGUUUGAAGUCACUUAAGAAUAUUAGGCUAAAGGACCUUCACGUUUAAACUUUGGUUACUCAGAGUUCAACGUGUUUGAUCUUCAGUUACCUGAGUAGGGUUUACCCCCCUGGUAGCUGUAUAAUCCCUGCCAUGGCAGUAUCCUCACCGAAGGGGCCAGCGCUUGAGAUGGCACAGCAACGUAAGGAAAGGGAAAGGCCACAGAAGAUGGACGUAUUAUCAGAGCCAAGUGCAAGGCUUUUGCGCUAUUUAUUUAUUGUCU